AACUCUCUCUUCUUUAGGCAGCCUUUCGUCAAGUGUGAAGUGUAAUAAUGGCUUUAUCAUCUUCUUCUUCCAGAGUUUCUCAAAAAUAUCAUAUUUUUCUGAGUUUUAGAGGUGAGGAUACACGUGACAACUUUACAAGCCAUCUCUAUGCAGCUCUGUGUUCAAAGAAAAUCAACACUUUCAUUGAUGAUGAGCUUCAUAGAGGAGAUGAAAUUUCAGAAGCACUUUUGAAUACGAUCGAAGAAUCAAUGAUCGCAGUUAUUGUCUUCUCAAAAGGUUAUGCCACGUCUAGAUGGUGCCUUGAAGAACUUGCAAAGAUCAUUGAAUGCAAGAAAGCGAGAGAUCUGAUGGUAGUGCCAGUUUUCUAUCACGUGAAUCCAUCAGAUGUAAGGAAUCAAACUGGAACGAUUAGAGAAGCAUUUGUGAACCAUGAAGAAAACCAGAGCUCAGAGAAGGUGAUGAGAUGGCGGAAUGCUUUGAAAGAAGCAGCUAAUCUAUCCGGAUUUGAUUCAAGUAACAUUAGGCGUGAAGCUGUGUUAAUAGGGGAAAUUGUCAAAAAAAUAUUGGAAGAACUGAAUAAAAUGUCCCCGAGUGAAAACAAGGACCUCGUUGGGAUAAAAUCAAAAAUAGAGAAACUUGAAUUGCUAUUACGUCUUGAGUUAAAAGAUGUUUGCAGGAGUGUUGGGAUUUGGGGAAUGGGUGGUAUAGGCAAGACAACUCUUGCUCAUGCAUUAUUCACCAAAAUUUCAAGUCAAUUUGAGAGUGUUCACUUUCAAAAUAUCAGGGAAAAUUUGGAAAAAUUUGGAUUAAUUCAUUUGGGUCAAGAACUUCUCUCUGCAAUAUUAGAAGAUCGAUGGGCUGUUUUAGAGUCCACCUUCACCAAAAGCAGGUUUCACAAUAAGAAAGUUCUCAUUGUUUUUGAUGAUGUGACAUGUUCACAGCAAAUAGAAAAGUUAAUUGGAGAUCUUGAAUGUUUGGGUCCUGGAAGUCGAGUCAUUAUUACAGGAAGAGAUAAACAAGUGCUUAAAACUUGUGGAGUAAGUCAUGGUAACAUAUAUAAAGUUAAGGGAUUACCAUCUAAUGAAUCUCUUAAACAUUUUAGUCGUCAUGCAUUUAAACUAGAUCAUCCCCCUACAGAUUACAUGAAGCUAUCAAUAAGGGUAAUAAAAUUUGCUCAAGGUGUUCCAUUAGCUCUUGAAGUUUUGGGUUCUUCAUUAUUUGAGAAGAAAAAAUUAGAAUGGAAAAGUGCAUUGGUUAACCUAGAAAAAAAUCCAAAUCCAAAUCCAAAGAUCCAAGAUGUACUGAAACUAAGUUAUAAUGGACUUGAUGAUCAAGAGAAAGAUAUAUUUCUAGAUAUAGCAUGCUUUCUUAUUGGAUUUGAUAGAAAUACUGCAAUGGAAAUCCUUGAUGGUUAUUAUUUUGAUUCCAAAAUGGGAGUACGGAAUCUCAUUGACAAGUCUCUUAUAACUGUAGAUUAUGUCAACAUUAUAAAAAUGCAUGAUUUGUUACAAAAAAUGGGAGAGAAAAUUGUCAAGCAAGAAUCUAAAGAUCCAAGUAAACGCAGCAGAUUAUGGCGUCAUGAUGAUAUCUAUGAUGUGUUAAGAAGAAACACGGGAAGUGAAGCAAUUGAAUGCAUCUCCUUAGAUAUUUCUAAAAUAAAAGAGAUAAACUUGAAGUGCAAUGCUUUCAUGAAGAUGCAAAACCUCAGGUUCUUGGACUUUUAUUGCCCGGACAAGGAAGGGCGACGUGGUUUUUUUGGCAAUUGCUAUGGACAGUGGCGUUUUCCUUGCGCGUGUUGCUUAAUGGAUGAACAGACUUGUGAAUAUUGCUCAGAGAAUGUGAAUAAGGUGCAUGCUUUGGAGGGCCUAGAAUUCAGUCCAUGUAACAUAAGGUUCUUUCGCUGGUUUGGAUAUCCUUUGGAUUCAUUGCCAUCAAAUUUUGUGUUUGAAAAUCUUUUUGCACUUAUCAUUCCUUGUAGCAAUAUUAAACAACUCUGGAAUGGUCUCCAGCAUUUAGAAAAGUUGAAGCAUAUCAACCUCAUCAACUCCAAGCACCUAAUUAGAAUUCCAGAUCUCUCAUUAGCCCCAAAUCUUGAGAUUUUGAUUCUACAAGGUUGUACAAGUUUGAUUGAGAUUCAUUCAUCAAUUCAAUAUCUAAAUAAGCUGGUUAUCUUGGAUCUUGAAGGUUGCAAAAACCUUAACAGUCUUCCCGCCGACAUUCAAUCAAAAGUUCUCAUUCUCUCUGGUUGCUCAAAGCUCAAGAAGGCUCCAAAGGUCUCAUGUAGCAUGAAGCAAGUAUGUUUUGAUGGAACAUCUAUAACAGAGUUGACCUUGAUUGAAUAUCCAUCAAAACUAAGAGGGUUGGAUCUUGAAGACUAUUCAAGGCUUAAAAGUCUCAAGGUGGGUUUAGGGCCUUUUUUAUCAUAUUUGUCGCUAUAUGAGUUAAAUUUAUCUAAUUGUCAAAUCAUGGGGUUACUCGACAUUCUUGGUAAGUUUUACUCUCUACGAAAGUUAAAUCUAAGCAGAAACAAUUUUGAAUGGAUACCAUCAAGCUUCAAACAACUUAAAUUGGAGGAUCUAGACAUAAGCUAUUGUGAGAGGCUUAAAUGCUUACCAUUAGGCGCUACAACUGUUAAAGCAUACAAUUGUAUAUCAUUGGAGUUAUGUGAUUUUGAUUUAUCCUCGUCGGUGGAGUAUGCUGACUUUGGUAACUGUUUAAAACUGGAUCAGAAUAUGCUAAAAGCCAAUUUGGGACAGAAACAAUGUGGGAUGUUCCAUAGCAGAUCGCACGGUCGUUGUCUCUUUCCUGGAAAUGAAAUUCCAGAGUGGUUCAGCUUCCAAAAUGUGGGAUCUUCUAUAACUCUCGAGGUGGCACCACUACCUCCUCCGAAACUCUUCCUUAGUUUGAAAGUGUGCCUUGUUGUAACAUCUCAAGACCAUAACAAAGCUCCCAAAUGUUUCUAUUUUCGUUAUAAGGUGAUUGGCAUGGAUGAAAAUGGUAAGACACUCGAUGGAAAAGAAAAUGAUGGGUGGUGGGACAUGAUAAGAUUUGAAAACAUGUUUCUUAUGUCAGAUCAUGUAAUGGUGUGGAAUAUUCUGCCACGUUCCCUGGGUGAAAAAACCCGUUAUCUUACUUUUGAUUUCAGAGGAAACUAUUACAAUGUGGUGAAGUGUGGGCUUUAUAUAGAUGAAGAGGAUCACCCCCGCUGUUCUGAAGAACAAGUGGAACAACAUAAAGGAGAUUUCAGCUCAAACAUGGAAGAGGAACCACAACCCAAAAGACUGAAAUUUUAAUUACUUUUCAUUCAGGUGUUACUUUUCAUUCCCAACAUUACCCAGAAGAAUACUAAACCCUGUUUGGUCUAGCCAAGCCCACGUCCCCGUAAUUCCUUUUCCCUAAAAUUAUGCAUUAUUUGCUCUCAUUACUUCGUAAAUUUGAUGGGUUCUUCUUGUUUUAUAAGAUAAUAAGGUGGAGCUCACAGAAAAAGUGAGUGGCAUUGAUAGUAAUUUGAAACUUGAGAAAGUAAAUCAGAAAUUGGAGCUUGUUGGGAUAAUUUGCAACGAUUCUUGUAUUGCUGGACAGUAUAAUUGCUUGUUUUGUCCACAGUGUAAAGGAGGUCAGUCAAUGGAGAGAAGUUUGUCUCUUCAUAUAAUCCAAGAUGGGGAUUUGCAAUGUGGAGGUGUUUUCGAGCUAAUUGUGGAUGGGCAGGCCAGGCCUUUGCAGUCAGCAACAACAAUGCAAAAGUUUUUUCAUCGAAACAAAUGACAGAGAAGAGCUUAGGAUUAGAACCACUGGGUGACAAGGCAUCUAAUUGCAUGUUUUGCUGAGUGGAUGAUAUCUAAGGGAACUCUCCAGAGAAAUUCUGUUAUGCAGUUAUCUGGUGAUCAGGUUCCUUUGCAACUGCAGCAACUUAGUUCUGAUCAUUAAUCUUUUGAUAUAAUUCUUAUCAUUUAUAUUAUUAAAAGUGAUUUUGAGGUUGAACAAUUUUUGGAAUGAUACCAUGGAUGACUGAAAAUAGAUUACAGUCAGGGAAAAGUUUAUUGGAAUUCUUGUUGAAGUAAAAUGCAUUGAAACAACCCUAAUCUAAUGUCAGGUAUUAUGAAUCCCUUUCGCAAGAUUGGUUCUUAGUAUAAUUAGUUCAGCCAUAAAAUUUGACAAGCACAAGAUAAUGUAUCUUGCUAUCAUUUAUUUGAUUGAGUAACCUUGUGCCCUGUUAAAAGGGUUAAUUCUCAUUUAUAGCUAGUUGGCCAUGUGAUUGUGGCAGAAGCCAAGGUGUAGGAAAUGAUUGCAACUAGUGGGCAAGAUAGAUUCUUGUUGAAGUAGCUUUUUGAAUUCCUUUGAAAGUAUCAUUCGGAAAUGAAAAUGGAUUCACAUUUGGGAUCAAUUGUUCCAAUCUAGAAUUGUUAGGGUAUGUCACGAUAUGAUUUACUAUGGAUUUGAUCAACUAAGUUUGUAAGAGUUAUUUUACCUUACUCCUGACUGCAUUCAGUCUCCUUUCUAUUCCCAUUUGCAUGUGGAUGUUAGCAGUUGUUGACGUAUUGCACUAUUUUUUCUUUGUCCCCUGGUUUUGAUUAAUCUGUUGAGUUUUUGGCUAUAUUUACUUAUCAGUGUAAUAUAGUACAUCUAGCAAUUCAUAUUUAUAGAUGCAAGUCUUGUUAGCUUAUUUGACUUGUUGAUUGUGGAUUAUCUUAACAUUUUUAUUCUCAACAUUUAUGAUGGUUCUUUCACUCAUCUACAUUUAUGAUUGUUCUUUCACUCAUCUUGAAGUUUGCUUUCCAACCGGGAGAAAAAAAAUUUUCAGGUAUUUGUGCUAAUCCUGUCCUUGGAUUGUUGAAUGGGUAAAUAUAGUUUGAUAUACCAAUGGAAUGGCAGAGAUACAAGUGGGAAAUAUUUGAUAUAGCACAGCCACAUAAAAUGCUAUAAUUAAUUAGUUUUGGCUUUUAGAAAAGCAAUUCCAGAGAGGUAAUUAAGAUCACAUGGUAACUGACUCCCAAGUCCUAGAUUGAUGGAUUCUCUCACUGCACUCUGAAUUAUCCACAAACAAUAUCCUAAGAUCACUCCUAGUUCCAGUAAGAAUAGUAAUAUGGAAAAAAUGGGUCGGCACAGCCCAUUUUACAUGUCCAGUUCUUGCCCAUGGUUUCAGUUUAAGUUCUUUAUUCCUAUGCUUAAGGAGACAAUUUCUUUCAUUUCUUGUGUGGGGAUAGUGAAUUUUUUCAUGGUACAUAAAAGUGCAGUUUCAGUACCUGUCAUUCCUGUUUUGUCAAUCUAUAAUCAAAGUGUAGCUGCAUUGCUGAUUUUCUUGUUGGAUUGUUGCUUUCAUUUCAGGAGAGGAUCACAGAGAAAUGGUUAUUUGGACUUGAUGAUAUAAAGGAAGCUGCUGAAAUCAUCAUUGUUGAAAGUGAAAUUGAUAAGCUUGCAAUGGAGGAAGCUGGCUUCCUAAAUUGUUAAGUGUUCCUUGUGGAGCACCACAAAAGGCUUCUGCCUGAGAAUUACCACCACAGGAAAAGGUUUGGUUCGAGACUUGGAAAUUUUUGAGCCUGUGAUGAUGAUUUAUACAAAUGCAUUAAUUUCCCAAGUUUUUGGGUCGAGAUGCUCUAAAGGAAGUAAUUGAAAAUGCGGAGUUGUAUCAGCUACAAGUUCUAGACUGAGAAAUGCAGUGUACGUACAGCUCAUAUGAAACACAUUAAUUACAGGGUUUCUUUUCUUUCA
Molecule: messenger RNA, 5709 nt
Organism: Pistacia vera
Lineage: Eukaryota; Viridiplantae; Streptophyta; Magnoliopsida; Sapindales; Anacardiaceae
Product: TMV resistance protein N-like
Exons: 11
Coding region: 48-3293 (1081 amino acids)
Biological process (GO): defense response; signal transduction
Molecular function (GO): ADP binding; protein binding
Source: RefSeq, a predicted model, not a curated record